CCUCUGACCUCGGACCACAGCUCACAGGAAGCUGCGGUGACUCGUCGUCUUCUACUUGUGUCUCUUCACUUUCAGACUCUUUUCAGCUCUGACUGUGGUGGGCUCAGACCUGAUCUUCAUCUCCUCCUUCUCUGUCGUCGUCAUGGCAGCAGUUCCCCUCUUGCUCCUCUUCAUCCUGCUCAGCUCCUCCAACUCCCUGACCCCUCCUCGGAAAUCCUACACCCUCAACUCUGCAGACAGACCUCUGGUUCACUUCAACCCACCCGACGUCCAAAACACCACCACGCUGUUACUGAGCAACGACAGCUCCACUCUGUACGUGGGGGCACAAAACGCCAUCCUCUCAUUGGACGUCAGUCGCAGUGACGUUAUCCAGCUCAAGACUAAGAUGCAGUGGAGUCCAUCUGAAACUGAAAUAACUGAGUGUACAGGCAAAGGGAAAAGCACCACGGUAGACUGUCCAAACUUCAUCAGUGUGUUACAGCCCAUAAACUCCACCCAUCUGUACGCCUGUGGCAGCUACGCCUACAGCCCCCAUGAUGCCUUCAUUGAUGCUGAGAGUUUGGCGAUGGUCCAACAUCAAGGAGCUAAAGGUCGAUGUCCGUUCAAUCCAUUUCAGAGGAGCAUCACCACCACCGUUGAUGGAGAGUUGUUCACUGCCACAAUGUCAGACUUCAGAGGUGUCAUACCACAAAUUUCACGACAUUUCAGUAAAGGUGGUCGGCCAGACAUCAGCCAGGACUCGUCUGUCAGCUUCCUGGAAGAGCCAACAUUUGUCAGUUCGUCGUCAGAUGCCACAGAGAGGAAACUCUACUUCUUCUUUACUGAAGUUGGGAAAGAGUUCAGCUUUGUCAACAAGCUGCAAAUUGCACGUGUGGCUCAAGUCUGCAAGGAUGAUGUCGGAGGAGAGAUGAUCCUGCAGAAGAAGUGGACAUCGUUUGCCAAAGCAUCGCUGCUGUGUCAGUCUCAAAAACAGUUUCCAUUCAACAUCCUGCAGGACAUGUUCACCCUCCAUCCACCAGAGGGCAGCGGCUCCCCAGACACUCUGUUCUACGGCGUCUUCACCUCUCAGUGGUCUUUAUCUGCAGAGUCUGCGGUUUGUGCCUUUAGGCUGCAGGACAUUAGAAACGUGUUCAAUGGGAAUUACAUGACCUUUGACAUGAACACAGACCUGUGGAGUCCACUGAUGAAUAAACACUCUUAUCUGGGGACGUGUGGACAGGACAAAUCGACAGAAGCAUUACUGGAGGUGAAGAAGUCCUUCCUGACCAGCAACAGCGUUCAGCCGCUCGGAGACAGACCUCUAAUUGUGUCAUUAGAACAGCGUUACAGUCGAGUUACCGCCAUGAGGACGACGGCAGCGGAUGGGAAAGACUACACCAUCCUCUUCCUCCUCACAGAGUCUGGAUUCCUCCAUAAAGUGGUUUUAUUGGAUCAAGGUCCACGGGUCAUCGAAGAAAUCCAGGUGUUCACCAAACCUCAGCUUAUCAAAAACAUGGUCCUUUCAACCUCAAAGGGUGUUGUGUUUGUGGGGACAUCUGAAGGUGUGACCAGCGUCCCUGUGGCUCAGUGUUCUAUCUAUAGAACCUGCAGUCAGUGUGUUCUGGCCCGAGACCCUCUAUGUGGAUGGAGUCGGACCAGGAGCGUCUGCACCAGGAUGAAUACCUCUGAAAACCUGGUUCAGGACUUGGAGAACGUCAACACAGCAGCUCAGUGUGAUGGACAAACAGUGACUGUUGUGGAUAGAGAGGUGAAUACCAACAUGAACGAACCUGUAACGCUUCUAUGUUCGAAACCGUCCAACCUGGCCACUGUUAAAUGGUCCACCCAUCGAUUCACAACCCUGCCAGAGGAACUUUUCGUCCAAUCAGCUGAUGGCAGCCUCAGGUUCUUUGCCACUGCCCGCACCUAUGGGACCUACAUCUGUGAGGCAGAAGAAGAUGGAAACAAGGAGAUCGUUGUCAGAUACACCGUCCAACCUGGUGUGUUGCCACGCUCGAAUAAAACCCCCAACUGGACGACCAACACCGAAGAACCCUACGAAGACAUUGAAACCCAUAAACCUACAACACAACCUGCCCCAGAGCCAAAGGAGACGGACCAGACGGUGACAAAUGGACAAUCCAACGAUGAAUCCACCACGAUUUCUGAAGACACAUUCACAUAUGACUACUUUAAUAAUAUGGAUUUGACCUCGACCUUGAAGAGCGGCGUCCAGCCCUUUAAGGAACAACCCAAAAUCACAAAGAUAUUGAAGAGCUACCACAGUGAGUUGAUCGUUGUUUCCCUCCUGCUGACGAUCUGCAUCUGCAUCCUGAUGCUCGGAGGGUUUCACAUAUGGCGGCAGAUGAAUAUGAACCAAACGGUCAGCCUUGAGAACGGUGACACAAUCACCAAAUGUAUGGAGAGCACGCCAUCCCUGAGCAGCCCAGAGGACGCCGGCCCGGAGCUGAAGGUGGUCGAGUAAACAGAGUCACCUGGUUUUAUAUCAACAUCCAGACUGGGCUGAAAAAACAGUCCAACGUUUUCAACAAAUGAGACAAUACAUACUACACAAAGACUGAAGUCUCACAUUGUAGCAUUUUCCUGACUUUGACAACAACUUAACUCUGGUUCUUAUAGUGGUUCUGUUCAAGAUUCUCCAAAUAUUCCACCACGUGUCCACUAGUUUUACCACAACUAUUGUAAUUAAAGAUAUGUUGGCAAAGGGGAGAGUUGCAGAAGCAAAACAGGUCAUAAUAUACAGUAGUGGACACUCUUAAAAUUUUACACAAUGUCAAAUAUUAUCAUGAAAUAUUUGUGGGAAAAAUGUUUUUUGUGUUUUCUAAAGGUGUGGCUGCAUCAGACAGACACAAACAAAUGCAAAUGAUUAUUGUUGUUUUGUUUUUUGUUUAUUGUUAACAAGAAACUAGAUUCUUGACAGGUGAUGCAUUGGAUAGCACCCGUACCUCACAGCAGGAAGGUCCUGGGUUCGAUUCUAACGUUAGUCGAUUGGCGGGAGGAGUUUGCAUGUUCCCCAGCUUCCUCCCACCAUCCAAAGACAUGCACUGAUAGGUGAACUAGUUUAUCUAAAUUGCCCAUAGGUGAGAAGGGUUGGUUGUUUGUCUUUAUAUGUGAGCCCUGUCCUCCAUAAGUAUCCCAUAAGUAGCUGGGAUAGGCUCCUUAGUGAGGAUAAAGUGGGUUCAGAUGAUGAAUGAAUGAUAUUUGUGACAGUUUCCACAUGUCAUGCCCUGGAUGUGUUUCAUUAUCUUACUGAAACAUCCAGUUUUGACCUCGAUGGAACAGAGCAUGUGCAGAAGGGAGCAUGUGGGUUUGGAGAAUGAAGUUCAACGACUUAAGAGUGAUUCUGCACCUUUUGACAACAUUUUUAACAGUUUAACCGCCUGUAGAUCACCUGGACCUGCUUAAAGGUUCAGAUAAGACUUACACCUGAUGGUUAGGGUUCACUAGAACUUAUUUCUUUAGUGUUUGGGUUCUGAGCGGGCUAAACUGGUUAAUACACCUAAAAAAAAGUGAAUAGUUUAAAUUUCCAUCGUCAGUUUUUUGCCUGCAUUAGACCACAGUCCACAGGGGUUUAUUGAGGAGAUGACAGUAAAAUUAUUACUUUAUGAUAAAUGAAUACAUACAUACAUACAUACAUAAAAUUGCUGACAUUUUCUUUUUUUUUUUUUUUUUUUUUUUUUUUACUUUUAAGGUAUCUAAAAUACUGUUGGUCUAUUUAGGAGUUCAUCCCUUCUUUUCCUGUUCAGUCUGUCUCCUAAAUGGGUCUGAGUUGAGAAUAAUCUUUACUUUAUUUAUCAUUUCCUGAGUUGGGCAAAACGUGUAUGGAAAUGUGAAACCAUAAAAGCUGUGUUUUACAUGAAGGGAAUCCACAGAGACUUAAUUAGCUGAAAUGCUAACAUUAUCUAGCACCAAUAUUUUUUUUUUUUCUCAUUUGCUUAACAAUUGUAAAAUUAGAUGUGAAUUGAAUCCACCUCCUCUGCUGUUGAUUAACACAUGUAAAGUGGAAAAAGUGUUUUAUGGACACAGUUCUGCAAAAGAUGGGAAUUUUAAUUUUAUUUUUUAAAUAAAUAUUUACCAUUCCCAUUGCGUUUAUGACAGUUAGCCUGGUGGUUCAGCAGUUUUUUGGGUUUUUGUUUUCUUAGAUAAAGGUACGAGAGAUUAGUAACAUGUUUGUUGUUUUUUUUUGUUUUUUAGAAGAAAAAAGGUAAAAAUGCAUGUAUGUUAUAGACCAAACAUACAUGCAUUUUUAUCUUUUUUCUUGACUGUAUAGCUGCUGUAAAUAAACCCUGCCUAUCAUUGACUUUACAUUAGAUUUGAUCAGCUAAAGUUGUAAUUUGCUCAUCUAUAGAUAUAGUGUUAAAGAUAUGAUUGAUAACGGUCAUGUGACCUCUUUAAAGUUUCAUCCAUGUUUCUUCAUAACGUGUGACAAAGUGGCUCCAAACAGGCCUGGGUCUGGAUGGUUUUAUAGUGACUUCUCAUUGCUUUUCUACAACACUUUCUCACAACAUAAAAUUCUCGCAGUUUCCAUCACCGUGGUUACCCAAAUUGCCAUGAAAAUCCAUGCACAGAUAUUUGAUUUAGCUAAAUAUUGUCUAAUUUGUGAGGAUUAUGUGUUGAAAUCACAAACAUGUCGAAUUGUAUGUUUUUAUAUUUUUUGUGCUACUGUUUUGUCUGAAUCUGAAUGUAAGUAACUGAUGUGAAUGUAACGAGGAAUCAAAUUUUUAUUUUUUUAAGAUUUAAUUAUUUAAAGAGAAUUUAUCUUUUAUUUUCUGUGUUUUUCAGUUAUCAUUACUGUGACCGCCUGCAGCACAAAUUUAAACAAAUGUGAACAUGUUAUAUUUUUCUGUGCACUGUAUUGUAUACUGUCAGUAAGUUAAGGUUAAAGUCUGUUUUAUUUGUCUUUUUGUUUUUUGUCAAUCAGACCUAAAUGUCGUUUUAACUCUCACCUUAAUGGUUCAAUGCUUCUGCUAUAUAUGUAUUUAUUAAACAAAUCUUUUUCACAACAAUUUUGUGUUUGAAACAUGGCAGGGAUUAAAACACAUCAUUUCACCUCUCAAAAGCGAAUUAUACCUUCCCUUUCAUGCACACUGUGUUGAAUAUGCUUUUCCUUAACGAAUACAUCCUGCCACCUGCUGGAGAAAUAAUGCAAUAAAUAAAUACGACUUAAAACAUGAAAACUGA
Messenger RNA from Sphaeramia orbicularis (orbiculate cardinalfish), 5184 nucleotides. RefSeq names its product semaphorin-4B-like. Gene Ontology annotation, cellular component: plasma membrane. The transcript is spliced from 14 exons. NCBI's taxonomy places the organism in Eukaryota, Metazoa, Chordata, Actinopteri, Kurtiformes, Apogonidae. Gene Ontology annotation, biological process: semaphorin-plexin signaling pathway; axon guidance; neural crest cell migration. The coding region runs from base 143 to 2467 and encodes 774 amino acids. Gene Ontology annotation, molecular function: semaphorin receptor binding; chemorepellent activity. The record is from RefSeq and is a predicted model, not a curated record.